UGUCAGGUCUGUAAAAUAGAAACCAUCUAUGAAAAUGCAAAUUUCAAACGUUCAGUCAACAAAUCCUCUCACUGCAAAGAUUAUUAUAAAUUUGCAGAUUUUGGAUCAGUGACUUUGAUGCGCAACAUGGUUUCAUUGGAAAAGCCAGUUCAAGAGCGUAACACACGUGAGUUUUGCAAUAUCUCUGCGGGUGAAUGGACAGUUUGUCGUGGACUGCAUUACUUCAGUGCUGAGAAACACGACUGGUCAAAGAGUCGUGAUGUGUGCAUUUCAAAGGGAGCAGAUCUGGUCACCAUUACCAGCCAAAAUGAACAGGAUUUUCUGGUGUCUAAAAUUAAAGAGACUCACUGGAUCGGUCUUAAUGAUCUGGACACUGAGGGCCGGUGGGUUUGGGUUGAUAACCAAACUCUUGAAGAAACAGGAGUACAGUUCUGGAACAAAAGGGAAUAUGGGAAAAAUGAACCUGAUAACUGGAGUGAUGAGGAUCCAUCUGGAGAGAACUGUGCCAGUCUUGGAGAGGAGAAUGGAAAUUUACAUAUUUGGUUUGACAAUUCUUGCAAAAGGCAGAAAAGGUUUAUCUGCGAAAAGAGAUAUUAA
Triplophysa dalaica is the source of this 597-nucleotide messenger RNA. RefSeq names its product C-type lectin domain family 4 member F-like. NCBI's taxonomy places the organism in Eukaryota, Metazoa, Chordata, Actinopteri, Cypriniformes, Nemacheilidae. The coding region runs from base 118 to 597 and encodes 159 amino acids. The transcript is spliced from 5 exons. The record is from RefSeq and is a predicted model, not a curated record.